CGGAAAGACAGAUCACUCCAAAAAUAGUAACAGUUCGACUCAACACUCCAGCACGGGGAAAACUCGCACACCCGCUGACACCGAGCAAUUGGAACAUCGUGUAUUUAGACUGACUCUGACUGUGUCGAUAAUACUAAGACCAACUCCAAGUCGAAAACAGUAUGAAGCUGGAACUGUGUUGGUUGGUGGUUGCCCUUGUGUGCGGUCUGAUACGCUCCGUGGGAGGGGUGGUCAAGUUGAUGUCCUUCAACACGGGACUGACGUCACGCAUCCCGUACCGCCAAGAACGGUCCCAGUACAUCGCGGGGCACCUAGCACAGAGUCAGCCAGAUUAUAUAUGUCUACAAGAGGUAUGGCACUAUCGCGAGCUGUACAAUAUUGUGAAGCAGAACAUCGCCACCUAUCCUCACUCGUUUAGCGCCAUACACAGCAGUACCCCUAGCCUUCUCAGUAACAAGGGCUUUCACUGGCCGCCAUGUGCGAGAUUUCAAGUCGUCAAAAUGUUUUUCAAAAUGUGGUGGUAUGGUUGUACGUCCAAAAAGAAUGACGUCGACCGUUUGGUCUGUGUGACUGAGAAAGCCGGCUUCAUGGAUCUUCCACAAGACUGUAUCACGUGCCUAACCAUGACCAAGCUUACCGCCAGUGCUGCCUUCAGCAACUGCCUGGGAUCUAUUAGGAACCAAAUGAAUGUCCCCGGGUUGUUGGUUCUGAGCAAACGGAAUUUACAUAAUACAAAAAUGGUUUACUUCCGGCCUAAUGUAAAACAGCUUCUUCCACGAGGAUACCUAAUGGCUGAGGUUCCUGAACUUGGCGCCGUUGCUUGUACACAUACAGCCGCAAAUUUAGGCAAAAUAUAUUACGAGCCAAAUUUAAAAUCCCAAAUUAGCAGUUGGGAAGAGGAAAAUAUGCAGGACGCCGGCAUUUUGAUACGAGAUUUAUCUUCCUUUCCCAAAACCAUAAUAAUGGGGGACCUCAACAGCAGUCCCUCUAUUCCGGAUAAACAAAUACAGGGAGACUUUGAAAGGACCCUAGCACUCUUUACGAAGAAAAACUACACCACCCCUUACACGGACCUGUGUGGGUUGUGUACCUUUUGUGCUGAGAACAACUUGGUGCCAUAUAAAACAAGCUGGAUUUUGGACCAUAUAUUGAUCCGAGGCAUGAAAGCUCAACAAGCUAAGAGAGUGAUGGACGUGAAGAUACCUGGGCACAAUGUCCACCCCUCGGACCAUUACGGGAUACAAGUGGAGGUGAAUAGCGCCACCUAGUAGGUUACUAUUCCGAAGGCAACUGUGACCUUAUGGACCAAAUAAAUAAAAACAAUUAUAACAUUUGUUUAAAAAAAUCAAUAAAACAUUUUUUUUGCAU
Messenger RNA from Magallana angulata, 1368 nucleotides. RefSeq lists its product as uncharacterized. Gene Ontology annotation, molecular function: 5'-tyrosyl-DNA phosphodiesterase activity; single-stranded DNA binding. The record is from RefSeq and is a predicted model, not a curated record. The transcript has 8 exons. Gene Ontology annotation, cellular component: PML body; cytoplasm. The coding region runs from base 162 to 1268 and encodes 368 amino acids. Gene Ontology annotation, biological process: double-strand break repair. Lineage: Eukaryota; Metazoa; Mollusca; Bivalvia; Ostreida; Ostreidae.